Messenger RNA from Sebastes umbrosus (honeycomb rockfish), 2249 nucleotides. It is a transcript of the gene rnf144b, whose product is annotated as ring finger protein 144B. NCBI's taxonomy places the organism in Eukaryota, Metazoa, Chordata, Actinopteri, Perciformes, Sebastidae. The transcript has 8 exons. Gene Ontology annotation, cellular component: ubiquitin ligase complex; cytoplasm; mitochondrial membrane. The coding region runs from base 347 to 1312 and encodes 321 amino acids. Gene Ontology annotation, biological process: positive regulation of proteasomal ubiquitin-dependent protein catabolic process; ubiquitin-dependent protein catabolic process; protein polyubiquitination. The record is from RefSeq and is a predicted model, not a curated record. Gene Ontology annotation, molecular function: ubiquitin protein ligase activity; ubiquitin conjugating enzyme binding; zinc ion binding.
UGCUUCCUGGAUGGAAACAAAACGCAGGAGCAGAGCACACACACUCACUCACACACAUACACGCAUACAGGACAGACAGCAGCGAGCUCAAACAUGUUUUAGUUUUUCAGCUGGUGUGUGUGUGUGUGUGAGAGGAGGGGGCGGUACCGGUGGAGUCACAGCAGACCGGAUCAACACAUGUGCCACAGUAGAAGAGCACUGCGGCUGUGGAUCUAGACCCAGGCAGCUCCUACUACACCCAGUGGUCCACAAGCAAAGGAACAUGGAGGCUGUAGCUCCUCUCCGUCUGCAGCAGAAGGGCUAGGAGCAGCCUGAUUCUUCUCCUCCCUGUCUGCAUCGCCCCGCCAUGGCCAGCAGGAGUCCCACCCUGAGCCGGGACACCGGGGAUUCGGCACCGGGAACCCCCGAGGCCGGCGCUGACCCCCAGCCGGGGCCCGAGGCCUUCUGCAAGCUGUGCCUCAGCGAGCAGCCGUCUGCAGCCACCAGGGAACUGAAGAGCUGCAGCUGUGUCUUCUGCACAACGUGUUUGGAGCAGUAUGUUCAGUUGGCCAUCAUGGAGGGUGGGGGGGCACCCAUCACCUGCCCAGAUAUGGCCUGCCAAAAGACUGGAGUGCUACUGGACUCUGAGAUAGCCGGCUUGGCCCCAGAAGAUCAGUCGGAGCUGUAUCAGCGUCUGAAGUUUGAGAGAGGAGUGAAGUUGGACCCCAGUAAAUCCUGGUGCCCGGUUCUUGAAUGCCAGGCGGUGUGCAGUGUGCAGCUGAGCACCGAGGGCCGGCCCACCGCCGUGCCCUGCCCGACCUGUCACGCCGUCUUCUGCUCCGGGUGCAGAGGGCCCUGGCAGGACGGCCAUACCUGUCCUGAGCACCAGCUCAUGAUGUCGCCCUCAUCCUCUCAUGAAAGCAGGGCCCGCUCCAGCAGCGACUCUGACAUGCCCAUCAAACAGUGUCCUAUGUGUGGCAUCUACAUCGAGAGGAACCAGGGCUGUGCACAGAUGCUGUGUAAGAGCUGCAAACACACCUUCUGCUGGUACUGUCUGCAGAAUCUGGAUGGCGAUAUCUUCCUGAGGCAUUAUGAUAAGGGGCCGUGCAGAAACAAGCUGGGACACUCCAGGGCCUCGGUUAUGUGGAACAGGACGCAGGUGGUGGGUAUCCUGGUGGGGGUCAGCAUCAUCGUGCUGGUGACGUCUCCGCUCCUCCUGCUGGCCUCGCCCUGCAUCCUGUGCUGCGUCUGCAAGCCCUGCAGUAACAAGAAAAAGAAGAAGAAGAAGAAGACGAAGAAAGACCUCAGCCAGCCAGACUCCUCCGCGUCAUAGCAGCUCCCCCCCUCUCAUCAGCCCAGCCCCGGGAUCGCUCCACUAAUCUCACCAAGCCCAAGGAAAACCAAGUGCUGCAUGUUGGGAGAGAAUAAAGUUGGAGUAACUAUGGAGUACAUUUUCAUGACUCGACAGACUGGAAGCAUCGGUGGUUCAGUAAUAUCAUCGAGAUCAACAAGUGCAGACUUGCAUCUUAAAGCUCGGUGAGCGAGCUGCUCAGAAAUCACUCAAGAGGAUGUACUUUAUGUGGUGGAAGUAUAAAUAUGAGGAGAAUGAAUGUAACUCACCUUGUUGUUUUCAGACGCACAACAGGUAGUAAGGAGACGGCGGCGGCGGCGGCUGUGAGAGUUUUGCUGGACAGGGCUUUUGUUAUCUCUCUCUCUCUCUCUUGCACACACACACACACGCAGUUCAAAGUGCAACGCCACCCUCAUGUGCCAAACGUCAUGAUGCCAAACCAGAGGUGUUAGGUGCUCAAGUGCCUCGCUCUACAGUGCCUGGUGCUUGGUUGUAUUUGAUUUGCCUUCCAUUCUAUCUUUAUCUUAUGCAAAAAUCUUAGCAUUAUGAAAAUGGACAACCGUCAGGAUCACACAGGGUUAUAAAUCCCUGAACAAUGCAAAACAUUCUUUCAUAAUGGGAGAAAGCAAACGGCGUCACGUGUGCACUGUAUAUUCGGUACUGAUAUGAAAUAUGAUAGGGCUUAUAUGGUGCACAGGGAACUUUUUCUUCUGCAAAUGUUUGUUGUUUCCACCUGGCGUAUGUUUCCAGACCAAAGGCUCUAAAGGAUAAUGUGUACUUUUUCUAAAGUGUGUGUAUUUAUGGGUUAUGUGUGUAUGGUAUCCUGUUAUCAUUUCUACAUUUCUGUUGAUGUUUCUGCAUCAGAUAUUUUAUAAAAGCGCCAUUGUAAUUGAAAUAAACAUACUGUAUUGAACAUGCA